This is a messenger RNA of Mesocestoides corti, 1932 nucleotides long. The record is from the annotation of a GenBank genome assembly. NCBI's taxonomy places the organism in Eukaryota, Metazoa, Platyhelminthes, Cestoda, Cyclophyllidea, Mesocestoididae.
AUGAUGUCCCCGUACUGCUGUCGAGGUCUCAUGGAACUGGUAUUGCUGUUUUGGUUCUUCAUUGAGUACAUCACUCGGAUUUGGAGUGCUGGCUGCCGUCCACGGUACCAGACGUGGCGUGGGCGUUUGCGCUUCGCACGCCGCCCAUUCUGCAUAGUAGAUAUAGUUUUGAUCGUGGCUAGUGUGACUGUCCUGGCGGGCGACAACUCCAGUAGUGUGUACGCCGCGAGCGCUCUUCGUGGUCUUCGUUUUUUUCAAAUAUUGCGCAUGAUUCGAGUUGACAGGAGAGGCGGAUCUUUCAAACUUCUUGCCUCCGUUGUGUGGGCUCAUCGCCAGGAGUUAUUUACGACGAUGUACAUCGGAUUUCUGGCGCUCAUUUUUGGUUCAUUUCUCAUUUACCUGGCGGAGAAAAAGGAAAAUGCAAAAAUUCAGAGCUUCGCUGAUGCUCUAUGGUGGGGUAUUGUAACACUUUGUACUGUCGGUUAUGGAGACACGGUGCCGAAAACAUGGACGGGCAAGAUUAUUGCGGCCUUCUGUGCGCUUGCUGGUAUUUCCUUCUUUGCGCUUCCAGCCGGCAUAUUGGGGAGUGGAUUCGCCUUGAAGGUGCAGCAGCACCAGCGCCAGAAACAUCUAAUCCGAAGACGCGUGCCAGCAGCCACCCUGAUCCAGUGUAUGUGGCGCUGCUACGCAGCUGACAAGCAGUCCACUUCAGUUGCUACGUGGAAAAUCUACAGGCGGAGACCCAUUUUGGAGCCAGCACUUCAACAAACAGGCUCCGUUUCUGAACGAGGCGGCUUUGUCAGAUUCGGCCAGCAUCUCUCCUCCAUUAAACGCAAAGCUGAGAAACUCAAACUCGGCAGUAUGGACUCGGGAAACGGUCUGAAGUCGGCGCUGGCGCAGGCUAAUCUCACCUUCAUCUUGCCAACGUCACCGGAAGUCGAGAGAGAGCUCAAUCAUGUGAAAUCUUUCCAGUACGCCACGGCACGAUCUGCCUCGACUAGCCUCUUAAGGAAGACCAAAUCCGAGUACAAAAUAUGCGAAAACCGACGGAAAUUCUUGUCAGCUGGGCAAAAGGAUUCUCUCGGACCACCGGAAAAUAGUGACGGUGUUGUUACAGCCGAUUCAAGUGAUGCUCGUAGUGACAGUUCCUCGUCACGCGGCAGGGCCACCGAAGCGACCAGUCCGACAGGCGAGGGCCACAGUGGGAGUGGACCAAGUUACCCUGACAUCUGCCUUCCCCUCACGGAAACCGACAAGGUGGUCAUUCGAGCCAUUCGAAAGAUCCGACUCUACGUGGCAAGACGCAAGUUCCGCGAGGCACUGCGACCUUAUGACGUCAAGGACGUCAUUGAACAGUACUCAGCUGGCCAUUUGGACAUGGUGUCGAGGGUUAAGACGCUUCAAUCACGGCUAGACAUCAUUCUGGGACACCAAGGUGGCAAAUCACCGACGGCCUACACCUCGCACAUCAGUCUCGCAUCGCGUAUUGUGGGAAUCGAAUCAAAUCUAAAGCGUCUGGAUAAAAAGAUGGACAUGGUUCUUCAGCUAUGCCAAAAUCUCUCAAUCCAGCAAAAUCUUAAGGGUAGUCUUCCUCCUCCCGGUACACCUGUCCUUAAUCGUCGCAGACAACCACAACAUCGAAGUCGCGAAAAUUCCAGUCUCACAGUCAAGCUGUGGACACCCCCUUCUUCCUCUCUGGUUCAUUCACGAUCUCACGAAUCAGUGAAUGCUCAUCCCAAGUCCCUGGAAGUCGUUCGAUCUGAAUGGGUCCUACAUGAACACGACUCCCCAAAGAACAGCCUAUCUGCCUCCACUAGCAGCGAGACCGUCGUGCAGCCAAGUUCAUCCCUGAUUCCCGACUCUAUGAAUAGUUUACUGGAUUCGGCUAAACGACCAACUACCGCCGAAGGCCCCAACGAUACGGAGAUAUAG